AUGGAUGAUCCUGGCUAUACCCCAGAGCCAAAACAAACCCACUUACAACGCACUGGAAUCACACCUGUCUUGCAGAAUGUAGUGGCAACCGUUAAUCUAAAUUGCAAACUGGAUCUUAGAAGUAUUGCGCUCCGCGCUAGAAAUGCAGAAUAUAACCCCAAACGUUUCGCAGCUGUAAUUAUGAGAAUACGAGAUCCAAAGACCACGGCGCUUAUUUUUGCGUCGGGAAAGAUGGUUGUGACGGGUGCAAAAUCAGAAAAGGCCUCGAAAAUGGCUUCACAGCGUUAUGCAAAAAUAAUCAGUAAGCUGGGAUUCAAUGCCCAAUUUACUGAUUUCAAAAUACAAAAUAUUGUCUCUUCCUGUGACCUCAAAUUUUGUAUUAAGCUCGAAGGUCUGGCAUAUGCCCACUCUAACUUCUGCUCCUAUGAGCCAGAGCUUUUUCCCGGACUGAUCUACAGGAUGGUCAAGCCAAAGAUUGUUCUUCUGAUUUUUGUAAGUGGGAAGAUAGUUUUGACUGGGGCCAAGGUGCGUGAGGACAUAUAUGAGGCAUUUGACAACAUCUAUCCUGUUUUGACCCAGUAUAGGAAAACAUAA
Messenger RNA from Vittaforma corneae ATCC 50505, 594 nucleotides. Its product is annotated as TATA-box-binding protein. The transcript has a single exon. Bases 1 to 594 code for a protein of 197 amino acids. The record is from RefSeq and is a predicted model, not a curated record. Gene Ontology annotation, biological process: DNA-templated transcription initiation. Gene Ontology annotation, molecular function: RNA polymerase II general transcription initiation factor activity; DNA binding. Lineage: Eukaryota; Fungi; Microsporidia; Nosematidae.